AUGAGUCCACCAAAGGAUGUGGUGGCGGUGGGAACACCUGAUCCGGCUCGAGGGUCGGAUCAAGUUGAUGUUCAAGAGCUGAUCCGUGUAACGGAAAGGUUGCAAGGUGACCUGGCUCAUGAACGAUCUCAGCGUUAUGGGCUCGAGGAUCUUGUGAGGGGUAAUCAUAGUUCCCUAAUGCACGAUCGUUCGGACGAUCGUGCCGCUUUUGCGAUCGCGCAACUUAAGAACGAACGUCUGACUCGUUAUCUUCGUGAUGAGCUGGCUGCUGCUCGUCUAGACAUCGCUGAGUUGCGUGAACAGGUCGCUUCGCUAGUCGACUAG
Messenger RNA from Peronospora matthiolae, 324 nucleotides. The record is from the annotation of a GenBank genome assembly. NCBI's taxonomy places the organism in Eukaryota, Oomycota, Peronosporomycetes, Peronosporales, Peronosporaceae.